GGCGGCCAGUAGCAACUAAAACCGAGAGUGUCGCCCAUUGCACGCUGGGUAAUAAUACGUCUGCCAUCUUGACUGGCAUGGUCUUUACACUAAAGUGCGUUGACGAUGAGAAAUGGCGAUAAUUAGUGAAAAUAUUAGUGUUGUGUGUUACACUAUCUGUUGAAUAUAAAUAUUUAACGUUUUAUAAAUCAUAAAUAAUAGCGAGUAAAAAUGGACGCGGUUAAGGCAUUUAAUGCGGAGCUGUCCGCACUCUACGAUGUCAAGCCGCCGAUUUCCAAGGCGAAGAUGAACUCUUUGACGAGAGGUGCGAUAAAAGCCAUCAAAUUUUACAAGCAUGUUGUACAGAGUGUAGAGAAAUUUAUCCAGAAAUGCAAGCCGGAGUACAAAGUACCGGGUCUGUACGUGAUAGACUCGAUAGUACGACAGUCUAGACACCAGUUUGGGGUAGAGAAGGAUGUAUUUGCGCCGAGAUUUGCCAAAAAUAUGCAAACGACGUUUUUGAAUUUAUUGAAGUGCCCGCCGGAGGACAAAAGCAAGGUGAUACGUGUAUUAAAUUUAUGGCAGAAGAAUUCAGUAUUUCAACCUGAAGUUAUUCAACCGCUGUUUGAUCUCGCUGAUCCAAAUCAUCCUAUUCACAAAGAGCAGGCGAUUAAUUCAAACGGAGCGUUGAAUGCCACUGGUAAUAAUUUAAGCAACCUUGGUUCUAUUACUAAAACUCCACCGGGUGGUAAAAACCCACCCAAAGACCAAAAAAUGUUUAACACUAAAACUAUUGACCCUGCAUGGUUGGCACAGACUAAAUUAGAGACAGCCAAUAUGGUUAAUGCUAAUAAAUUACUCGGACAGUCGGGUGCUAAUCAAGUUGAUGCCUCAUUUUUAGAUCAACUUCAACAUCUUCAACAAUUGCUAUUGAAGAAACAAGAAGCUUCAAACGAUACCCCGAGUUCUGUUAAAUUUGACAAAAAGCUAUUAGAUUUUGACUACGGCGAAGAGGAAGACGACGAUGUUAUGAUGGCUAGUUCUCCAGCAGCAGCGGUUACUGCUGGUAAUCAGCACAAUGCAGUCACUAGUGGUAAUUUAGAGAGUCUCGGACUAUUGCUGACUAAUCCAGAGGUUUUAAGACAAUUGCAGACGUUGCAGCAGACAAUGCAAGGCAACGUGGCCACAGCUCAGCUUGAGAUGGAAGAAAAGAUGCGCAAACUUCAGCAGAUGAAACAGCAAGAGGAUGAAUUUGAUAAACAUCUUGCUCAGACCGUGCCGAAUCUUCCAUUUGCCUCGGAGUGCGAACUGAAACCUUCUGACGUUAUCAAACCUACUCAACAUAACACUUAUGGUAACGUAUCGAAUUUAAUGCAGCAGGACAUGAGUCAGCCACCGCCAGGUUACCCGCCGGCUUUUGUUUCUCAAUCGACUUCAGCACUGCGACAGCCGAUUCAUCCAAAUCAAAAGAGUCCGCUGAUAGAUGAGCGACAAGACUCCCAGGACUAUCAGUCAGCACCACCGAGACGUGACAGCAGCAGCGUAGAAAUAGUAAAUCUAGACUCUGUGAGGUCUCAGAGCCGAUCGCCGGAUCGUUUUCGACGUCACAGCAGGUCCAGGUCACCUCGUCAUCGCGGCCGAGAUCGGGAGAGAAAAUCACGGUCGAGAAGCCGGUCACGGCGGCAAAGAUCCCGUUCGCGUGAACGUAAGCGCGAAGAGAUUCGGGUUAAAAAUUCAGAGGAGGAGAGAGAAAAAGAACGCGAGCGAAGAAAACGCGGAUUGCCGCCAAUCGAGAGGGAAAAAAUGAGUGUGUGCAGUACGACACUUUGGGUUGGGCAUCUGUCUAAGCUCGUGCAUCAAGAAGAAUUAUCUGAUACCUUCGGCGAACUUGGUGACAUCGUCAGCAUCGACUUAAUUUCACCAAGAGGCUGUGCUUUUAUUUGUAUGAACCGACGACAAGACGCUCAUCGGGCUCUGACUAAACUCAAGAGCCACAAAAUGCAGGGCAAAGCUAUCACUUUAGCCUGGGCACCUGGCAAAGGCGUCAAGGGCAAGGAAUGGAAAGACUACUGGGAAGUUGAACUCGGUGUCAGCUAUAUUCCGUGGAAUAAAUUGAAUAACAUCAGUGAACAUGAGCUGGAGAUGCUUGAAGAAGGCGGGAUGAUUGAUGAGGACACGUUGCCUCCAAGACUGAAAGGUAAACUGAAGCACUCAGGAUCGAAUGAAGGAAUGCAAAGUAUUCAAAUGCCACUCAGCGGCGCUCCAAUUCCAACGUUAACAGAUGGCAUUGUUAAUGUAAUGCCGCCGUCAUCGGGAUCUCAACAACAGCCAAUAAUUGAUACCAGUCAACCCCCACCAAUAAGAGCAACAGCUUCAACUAAUUUGAUGCCACCUACUAGUGCUCAGUUAUCAAUGAUGCCACCGGGAUUCUCUCUGACAGGAGUACCACUCAAUAAUGCAGGUAUGCUUGGACCUCCAAUGGGUUUACAAAUGCCUCACGGGUUGAUGCCGAAUGUACCAAUUGGAGUACCGCCACCAAACAUGCAAGGGCUUUUAGGUCCUCCGGGAAUGAUGCCGUCAAUGCUCACUCCGCCUGUAAACUCACCCUUUGGAGCUGGAGUCGGAGUUGGACUUAUUACUCAAAUACCACUUCCUGCUCCUGCUGCACCCUCAGAUAAAUCAAAUUCGACAGGUAUGCCUCACAAUGUACCGCCGAUGGGUGUACCUCCUCCAACGGGAGAAACAAAUUUACCAAAUCUUCCAAUGCUCCGGCAACCCUUUGGUGUGGGUCCACCACCACCGCCAAUGCAGAUGCCAAUGCAGCCUCAGCAUUCAGAAGAUAUGGACGUUGAAAUGGAAGAUGUCAUGCCUCCAAGUACAAUAAAUCCUCCGAAAGAAAAGCCGAACUUGAGCGACCAGUUGCUGGCAGCUAUGAACAAAGGUCCGAGUAUGAAUGACAGAGCAGAUAGCGACCGAGACUUCCGGGAUCGAGAUAGAGAGAGAGAUCGUGAGAGAAGAGAUCGAGGUGAUCGUGAUAGAGCUGAUAGAGAGGGAAAUGACAGUCGAAGUGAUCGUGGACGAGAUCGUGGUAGAGGAAGAGACAGAGGUCGUGACCGAAGAAGAGAUGGUCGUGAUCGUGACAGAGAUGACAGGCGAGAUCGUGAUCGGGAUAUGAGACCACAUGAUGGUCCAAUGCCGUUACCUGGAUCAGGUGUUGGGCUUCUCCAAGAACCAGACAUGGGUCCAAAGAAAGAUAAAAUGAGUCUUGCUGAUAGAUUACGACAGCUGGCAGACGGCACUUUGCCGAUGGAUGAUAGAAUGGAUCGUGGAAUGCGAGGAGAUCGUAAUGAUCGUAAUAUGGACAACAGAGGUGAUAGACCACCGCCUUUUGAAGAGGUUCCCGGUGGACGUAGACCUGGGGAUGGACCUCCGUCGUUAUUAGAUCUUCCAAAAUUUCCAGGCGUUCCGGGAGAAAGGCCAGAUUUUGGACCACGAGGUCCAGAUUUUCGGGGACCUCAAGAUCAUCGUGACUUUCCACGAGGUGAUCGCGAUCGGCCUGGAUUUGGACCUCGAGGAGGUGGUCCCAGAGGUGGACCGAUAGAAGAGUUUCCCGAUCAUAGAAUGCACGGUGGACGUUUUCCAGAUGAUUUCGAUCGACAUGGGCCCGGUGGUCCGCGAUCCAACGACUUUGACCAUCGUCUAGGCAUGGGAAGAGAUGAAUUUGAUCGUGGUGAGCACCGUGGACGUCAUCCAGUCGAUGAAUACGAACCAGAUAGACAUGACUUUGACAGACGUCAAAGAGACGGUUUUGAUCCUCGAAUGGGCGGAGAUGGAUUUGAUGCACGAGCUCACCCAGAUCAUCCUGACUUUGAUCCGAGAAGAAGGGAUUUCUUUGGACACAUGGAGCCUGGAUUUGGACCACCAAUGGGUCCUCGAGGACCACGAGGUCCAAUGGGACCUGAAGGAUUCGGACCAAGACCAGGAAUGGGGCCCCGAGGUCAUGGUCCUCCGAUAUUCCAUCGAGGAAUGGGACCCAGAGGAAUGAGGCCAGGUAUGCGCCCACCGUUUGGUCCACGAGGUCCAUUUGAUCCCCGAGAAGGUGAGACAUUCUUCCGAGGACCGUUUGAUGACAGUCGUGGUCCGCCACCGUCUUCCCACAUGAGACCACCGCCGUUCGGUGGACCACCAGGACCUCCAGGUCCACCGGGUCCACCUCUACCUGACCCCUGGAGAAAUCCAGACAGCGGACCGCCACCACCACUGCCACCUGUCUGGGCUAACAUGGAAGGUAACAAUGGACACGAACCAGAUGAACACAAUCGUGAAAAUCACGUCAGUCAACGAGACAACAAAGGGCACAUGAAUCGUGACAAGCAUCAAGAUCGUGAUCGUGACAGUAGAAAUUCCAGGAACAGAAAAUCUAGAUGGGGAAAUGCAAGUCCAUUGCCACCAGAACAGCCUGAAAUAACAAGAUCUCAGCAAGAAACUGAUGACAACAAAAAUACCUUCGAAGAAAAUCGAACUGCUGACGAUGCCAAUCCUAAGGGCGCUGACGAACGGCCGGAUGAACCGACGAUAAAAAAUUUAUCUGAAGAAUUCCAGCCUCCUCCGACAAAUGUUGAUGAUACUCACGAAAAUCCCGAAUCGAAUCACGUGCCAGCGACCAAUGAUUCGGAUAAUUUUAAUGAUAAAACCUUUGAAAGACAUGACGCACCUGAGGCUCACGAGUUUAAUCAACCUAAAGAUUUCCCUCGCAAUCUCGAUGAGGAGGAUCACCAUCAGCAGCAACAACAUCAGCCUCCAGUUGAACCACCGCAGGAACCACAGCAUCAAUCAUCAGCCGAAGAUACAAAACCAUCGGAACCCAUGGAGAUUCAAAAUGAGAGUGAUGCGCCAGUGAUAGCAACGGGAGAAACGUUGUAACGAGUUUUUUAAAUACGCUUUUGGGAUGUUGAGAGUGACCAAAGUAAGAGACAAAAAAAAAUAUAUAAAAUUGGAUCUCUCAGACCUGGGAGGGUUAAUUUUUGUAAAUUAUCAUCCGUAACUACGGUGUACAUAAAACAAACAAAUAACGAAUAAGAGCUAAAUUGAUUUUAAUAAUGCACGAAGUGAAUAGAUAAAAAUAAACGAGAAAAUGAUAAAUAUUUAAAUAUGAACAUUUUUAAGUUGAAGUGCUGGUCUUUGGAGUGGUAGGAAAGAAAAUAAUAACAGUGAAUCCAGUGAGUCUCGAUUAGAAAAAUAUUAUAUAUUUUUUUCUCGAUUUCUUUAUUAUUAUUAUUAUUGUUAUUAUUAUUAUUAUUAUUAUUAUUAUUAUUAUUAUUUUUAUUACUAUUUGAAUUAGUUUGAAAUUCAGAAAAAAUUUUUAUACAUAAUUACAAGCGUAAAGUCGUUUGUACUCGAAAGUAUUCAAGAGUAAACACUCAAUUUAAAAUGUAAUUGCUGCUAAACAUUGCUGUCAUAGUGAACACAGGACCUAUAUAUAUAUAUACAUAUAUAACUAAUUUUUGCAUCAAUCAUCAGUACAAAUAGAUAAUAUUUGAUAACUGUCUAUCUCAAUUAGAAGUACUUGAUAUUUAAAUUCAAAAAUUGCCUUUAAUUAUGUGGAAAGACAACAAAUUUAUUGAGCACUUUAUCAACUCUAGUUUUAUUUAUUAUUUUUUUUAAUAUUUUUUUUAUUAAGGAUUUAGUAAAAAAUUUGUACAGUGAAUUUGCAAUCUUAUAUACAGUCAAAAUGGGUACGAUACAGCGACGGUAUUUUACCUAAUAA
This is a messenger RNA of Microplitis mediator, 5746 nucleotides long. It is a transcript of the gene Isha, whose product is annotated as SR-related and CTD-associated factor 4. The coding region runs from base 211 to 4902 and encodes 1563 amino acids. Gene Ontology annotation, molecular function: RNA binding. Lineage: Eukaryota; Metazoa; Arthropoda; Insecta; Hymenoptera; Braconidae. Gene Ontology annotation, cellular component: nucleus. The record is from RefSeq and is a predicted model, not a curated record. The transcript has 7 exons.